Tachysurus vachellii is the source of this 4927-nucleotide messenger RNA. RefSeq names its product RIMS binding protein 2b (gene rimbp2b). Gene Ontology annotation, biological process: neuromuscular synaptic transmission. NCBI's taxonomy places the organism in Eukaryota, Metazoa, Chordata, Actinopteri, Siluriformes, Bagridae. Bases 526 to 4821 code for a protein of 1431 amino acids. The transcript is spliced from 26 exons. The record is from RefSeq and is a predicted model, not a curated record. Gene Ontology annotation, molecular function: protein binding.
AAAAACAACCAAAUCAGCAUCAGCAGCAUCAUCACCAUCAUCAUCAUCAUCAGCAGCAGCAGCCAGAGCGAUAACCUCCCAAUCCCGCGGCGCAGCAGGACGCAGAAGCUGAGGAAUGACGUGCCCCUUCUGCACAGAGCAGAUAUUCAGCCUCAGCACGUAAAGGCAUAUCAUUUCCUAGAGGAAAGACAACACGUCUCUCUCCUACAGCAUCACAGCCUACAGGAGACGGAGAUCGGCAAGAAGAGAAACGAGCGUGGCGUUCUUGAAGAGGAGGUGAAGAAAAAGAGCCAGUCAUGUCAAACCUUGGAGAGUGAGCUCCAGAAUGUUUUGCAGAGGAAAACGCAUUUAAAUGUGCACUCACUCACCGACAUCCAGAAGACCACAGAGUGUGAGCAGGUGAAGUAUGAGUAUGAGUGCCUGUGGGAGGCUCUGCGUGCAGUGACUGUGGAGAGAGAUUGUGCUCUGUGGGAGAGGACUCAGCUCCAAGCCAAGCUGGAGAACCUAGAGCAGGUGCUGAAGCAUAUGCGUGAGGCUGCUGAGAGGCGGCAGCAGUUAGAGUUAGAACAUGAACAGGCCCUGGCCGUCCUCAGUGCCAAGCAGCAGGAGAUCGACCUUCUGCAGAAGGCUCAGGUUGAGGCAAAGAAGGAACAUGAAGGCGCCGUCCAUUUGUUAGAGAAUCACUUGGACAGCAUGCAGGCGAAGGUGAGGGAGUUGGAGGAGCGAUGUCGGAGUCAGAGCGAGCAAUUUAACAUGCUUUCGAAGGAGUUGGAGCGAUUCAGGGUGCAGGCUGGGAAGUUGGACCUGCUCGGGUCUGGACAGCUGACGGGAGGAGACUCGCCAGACUCGCCCAGCAAAACACCUUCACUUUGUGCUCUCCUCAACGGCCUGGGCAAGGGAAGCGAAGGAUCCUUGAGCAAGUCCGUGAUCUCGGAGUUCAUCCGACCUCUGCAGAUGAGCGCGGGAGAGAAGGCGGAGCUGCUGUCCGUCAAACCCAGCUUCCUGUCGCGGAGCACGCCCUCCAGCCCCCGCCGAACCUGUCUUUCCGAGGUCCGGCCCAUCUUCACUGCUGCUAUGGAGAGAGAGUUGAACCUGUCUCCUCGUGCCAAGCCCAGGUACACGGGGAAGGUCCGCCUGUGUGUCGCCCGCUAUAAUUAUAAUCCAUAUGACGGCCCUAAUGAGCAUCCUGAGGCUGAGCUCCCCCUGGUGGCCGGGAAGUACCUUUAUGUUUACGGGACCAUGGAUGAAGACGGCUUCUAUGAAGGGGAGCUGCUGGACGGCCAGCAAGGCCUCGUCCCUUCCAACUUCGUGGACUUCGUCCAUGAGGACGGCUUCGCCUCGUCCUCAAAAGAACCGUCCUACCUCAACUUCACCUUCAACCACAGCAGCAGCCCGGCGUCAGUACCUAGCAGCGCAGUGAGCACGCUCAGUACGCUGCUCUCAGAGAAACUGGAGGCCCUGAGCUCCUGCACGGGCACAGGGACGAGCAGCAGCAGCGGCGUGAGCAGCAUGGGAAUGGGCACCGAGCUGGGCGUCGUGGGUCCUGGUUUGGUUAACGAGCCCCUGGUGCAGUGCGGCACGAGCUCGAGCACAGCCUUGAUGGACGUGAACGUGGAUGAAGUCGGAGAAGACGUAGUGCCUUACCCACGGCGCCUGUUGCUUAUCAAACAGCUUGCAAAGAGUGUGAUCUUGAGCUGGGAUUCUCCUCUGGUGCCACACAGCUGGGGAUCCGUCAGCGGUUAUAACGUGGUGGUGGACCAAGAAGUGCGUGCCAGCGUGCCAUGCAGCGCUCGCACCAAGUUUCUAGUGGAGAAACUGAACCUGGCGUCAUGCGCCCACCGCAUUUCGGUGCAGAGCCUGACGGAGCGCGGCACCUCGGACGCGCUGCGCUGCACGCUGAUGGUCGGGAAGGACGUCACUGUAGCACCGUGCCAGCUGCGCGUCGACAAGGUGACUCAGAACUCGGCCGAGCUCUCCUGGAUGCCCAGCGACAGCAACUACAGCCACAUGAUCUUCCUCGACGGAGCCGAGUACGACAUGGUCAAACCAGGGGGGUACAAGUACCGCUUCUACAACCUCAAACCAAUGACUGUGUACAAGGUGCGUGUGGUGGCGAGACCUCAUCAAAUACCCUGGCACUUAUCGUUAGAGCAGAGAGAGAAGGUGGAGAUCACCGCGGAGUUCUGCACCCACCCUGCUGGCCCGCCAUUCCCUCCACAAGACGUCCAGGUGCAUUGUGGGACAUCGCCAGGAGUGUUGCAGGUGCGCUGGAAGCCCCCUACUCUCACACCAAGCGGCACCUCUAACGGCGCCAACGUCAUGGGCUACGUGGUCUGCACCAAAGGUCAAAAGAUCGCAGAGGUGAUGUUUCCCACGGCGGAAUUCGUGACAGUGGAGCUGAAUCGUAUCCAGUGUUUGGAAGCACAGGAAGUUGUCGUACGCACCAUCUCAGCUCAAGGGGAGUCACAAGACUCCAACGCUGCCUGUAUACCACACAACCUACUGCCGCCUCCGCCCCAGUCCCGCCCUCACCUGCCCACCUUUCCUGCAAACUACCCACAGAGCUUCCCUCAACCACAACCACCACCGCCACCGUCCACACCACAUACACAGCCACCACCGCCUCACCCCCAACCUCAACCUCAAAUCCAUCCUCCGCCGUCCACUCAGCCGUAUCCCAAACCCAAACUCCUCCCAAGUGCCCGAGAUGCCCACGCCAAAGAGCCGGAGGCAGUCAGGAGGCAGUGCCAGCCCUGGGAGCCUCACCAACGAGCCCCGUCGCCCCUGCCACCCCCAACUGCCGGGGGUCACGGCCGUGAGCCACCAGCACCACCACCGCACGUGACCCAGAGGAUCCUGCCCCAGCCUCAGGGAACACCGAUCUCCAACACGGUAGCACGCGCCAUGGCGAGGCAAGCGGCCCAGCGACAGGGCAGUAACCAUAAGCCAGAGAGAAGGAACAUCUUCAGUGAGAGGAACGAUACUCCUCACUCGGACGAGGAGGACGAUGUUUACGACACGCCCCAAACCAGGAGGAGAGGAGCCUCGGUGGAUGACUUUCUCAGGGGCUCUGAAAUGAGCAGACAUCACCACCACUACUCCCACAGCGACGACUACUACACGGAAAGCAGCCGAGGUUCGGAUCUGUCCGACAUCAUGGAAGAGGACGAGGAGGAUCUGUACUGCGAGAUGCAGCUGGAGGAAGGCCGGCGGCGGAGCAUCAGCUCGCACAACACACUCAAGGCAUACUACAGACGUCAGGACCUGAUGGAAGAGCAGGAUAGCUGUAACUGGGACCUGCAGCGGGAGGUGGUCCGCCAACGUUCGAUGCGCUCCCCUAAACGCCUUCAUAGCAUCCCUGAGGUAGCCGAGGAGGAGCAGGAGGCUGGUGCUGAGCAAAAAACACGGAAAGAGGAAAAGGCGAGAGAUUCUGAACGGCUGUCUGCAAACGCCAAUAUUUUGAAGCAGUUCCAGCGACGCCGAUGCUUUUCAGCAGAGGACAGAAUCUCGGCCUGGGGCAGCAGGCAGAACACCAAAAGUCCAGACAGUGGCCUGGACUGCGGGAGUGAAGAUGAGAGCUCGAUGGUCCCCCGCGGCUGGACCUGGCAUUGCAACAGCAUCCACAGUGAGGGCCCGGCAGAGCGCCGUGCACUAGCAACAGGCAGGAAGAGGACACUUACACGCCAGUGUGGCAUGGAAGAGGACAUCCUGGACACAGCGGGUGACCUGAGGGGGUCGUACCACCACUACUACCGCCCGCAUAUUUAUCACCACCUUCACCAUCUCCAUCGGCCUCGGCACAGGUUCCGGAGCGAGAGCAGGCUGAGUGAGGUUGGCAGAAGCUAUAGCAUGGACAUUAGGGCUCACUCUGUGGCCAGACUCAACAGAGCUGUGGAUGAACCUCUGAUUUUAGGGAACUCUUCCUCCAUGGGACGCUCGGAUCGACUGGAGCAGUCCAGCCGUCGGACGAGUCAUGGAUGUCCUCCCCCUCAGAGAAGGCCAAUGACGGUUCCAUCCAUUGAGAUCACAAUGGAGAAUAACUGUGAGGGGAGUGUAGCGCGCCACAGGAAAUGCCGGCCACUGCGAUCAGAGGAAACAUAUGGUGGUUACAGAGGACGGGACAGACGCUCGUCAGACUACUUUGACGAGUCAGAGACGGACAACCUGGCGAGGAUUUUUGUAGCUUUGUUUGACUAUGACCCCCAUUUAAUGUCCCCAAACCCUGAUGCUGCAGUAGAGGAGCUUCCCUUUAAAGAGGGCCAGAUCAUAAAGGUGUUUGGAGAGAAGGACAUAGACGGGUUCUACAGAGCAGAGGUCUGUGGCCGGAGAGGUCUCGUCCCCUGUAACAUGAUAUCCGAGAUCGAGACGGAGGACGGCCAGAUGAUGGACCAACUUCUUCAACAGGGCUUCCUACCACUGAACACUCCGGUUGAAAAAAUCGUGAAUUGCGAUCGGUUCAAAGAUGGCCGCUCACUAAAUCGCAGGUUUCGGAAAUCUAAGAGAGAGCGGAACAGGAGGAGUGGACGGCACCCGAUGUCCACACGCAGGAUGGUGGCUCUGUAUGAUUAUGACCCCAGGGAAAGCUCCCCAAACGUGGAUGUAGAGGCUGAGCUGACCUUCUGUGCCGGAGAUGUAAUAAUGGUGUUUGGGGAAAUCGAUGAAGACGGGUUUUAUUAUGGCGAACUGAACGGGCACAGAGGUCUGGUGCCCUCCAACUUUCUGGAAGAAGUGCCUGACGACGUGGAGGUUUUCCUCACCGAGCCACAGGAUCACCCGGGCAGGACCAAGAGCAAAAGGGUACACCCCGUUUCACAGCACUAGCCCUCUCUCAUCCAUCCGCUAUUCCUCUCUCUCGGUGUCUCUUUUUUACCUCUCCUUUCUCUUCGCUUGGUUCUUUCCCUCCUCUCUGUCUGUGGUCAGUGUUGUG